Stegostoma tigrinum is the source of this 3625-nucleotide messenger RNA. Its product is annotated as lamin-L(III)-like. Lineage: Eukaryota; Metazoa; Chordata; Chondrichthyes; Orectolobiformes; Stegostomatidae. The coding region runs from base 572 to 2338 and encodes 588 amino acids. The transcript is spliced from 11 exons. The record is from RefSeq and is a predicted model, not a curated record.
GCGGUGGUGCUCUAUUUCUGAGCAAACAGGCCUAGGUUGAAAUCCCACCCAUUUCUGAGGUGUUUCGUAACAUCUCCGGGUUAGGAAAAUUUGUGGUUGAAUUUUCAUAACAGUCUAACUCAGUUGCGCCCUUCUGAAGGAGCCCACGAUCGGCUGAACUUGGUAAAACUGUUUGAUCCGGGAGAGUGCCGAACGUGACUGGGAUGAUUCGGAAUUUUCCUCCUCUGCCACCAGAAAUAGGCAGCCCCGGCCCGAAAGCUUUAAACCGCUGGCAAAAACCUUAUGAAUCGAAACUUUACAACGUUUACUAAACGGUCUGGGAAAAAAAAGCCCCAGGCUAAAUAAAGACCUUUUUAAAUAAAGCCAUGUGACAAAAUAUAUAACCUACCCACUGACCUCUCACUCCCUUCUCCUUUAGUCUAAGGAAGAAAACUGGUCCUGGUGAGAGAUCAGUGCAAUGAUGGCUUUUGACGGCAGUGCUAUGAUUUUAUUCUUAGCUAGAGUUAAGGAUGUUUGAGUGAGGUUUGUUUUGGGGGUGGUACAGCUGACUGGCGACCUCUGGGGAAAGGGAAUGGCUCUGAGAGCCUCCAGCCAGCAGCAGCGGCGGCCGGGAUCCGCUAAGGGAUCGAGCCCCCUGGUUAAGCCGAGCCCGCUGCGCCUGAGCCGGCUGCAGGAGAAGGAGGAGCUGCGGCAGCUCAAUGACCGGUUGGCCGCCUACAUCGAGCGGAUCCGCUGCCUGGAGGGCGAAAACCAGGCGCUGCUGGCCAGGCUGAGCGAGCAGCAGGAGGCACACAGCUCCGGUUACCGCACCAGCCGCUCCCUGUACCAGGCUGAGCUGAGCGGAGCCCGGCAACUGCUGGACCGCACGGCGAACGACAAGGCUCGGCUACAGCUGCAGCUGACCCGGCUCUCUGAGGAGCACCGCCGCUUGCAGGAGAGAAAUGCAAAAAAGGAAUCUGAGUUGAAAUUUGCUUUGGCCCGGUUGAGCGAUUUGGAAACUUCCCUGAAUUCCAAAGAGGCUCAGCUGGCGACAACAUUGAGUGAGAAGAAGACCUUGGAGAGUGAGCUCACCGAAGUCAAAGCUCAGCUCACAAACAUUAAUUCAGUUGCCAGUGACGCUAAAGCACAACUCCAAGAUGAAAUGUUACAAAGAUGUGACUUGGCAAACAGAGCACAGACAUUGCAGGAAGAGCUGGAUUUCCAGAAAAGCCUCUAUGAGAAGGAAAUCACGGAAACUAAGAGACAGCAUGAAACCAGACUCCGAGAAAUUGAGACUGGUAGUCAACAGGAGUAUGAGAGCAAACUAGCUGAGGUACUUCAGCAGCUAAGGGCCGAUCAAUAUCAACAGAUCAAACAAUACAAGGGACAACUGGAAGAAAACUUUCAUGCCAAGCUCGAGAGUGCCCAGCUGGCUGCUGCAAAAAGCAGAGAAUUUGCUAAUGCUGCAAAGGAAGAAUUGGCAGCAGCAAAAAUGAGGACGGACGAUCUAACAUCUCAGCUUCAUCAGUACUGCAGUCAGAUUUCUACCCUGAAAGCUAAAGUUCAGGAUUUGGAAACAACAGUAGACCAUGAAAAGGCAGUUAGCCAGCAACGGCUGGUAGACAAGGACCAAGAAGUUGCUGAAAUUCGUGAGAAAAUGCUGGUCCAGUUGGAGGAGUAUGAAGAGCUAUUGGGUGUGAAAUUGGCUUUGGACAUGGAAAUAAAUGCUUAUAGGACGAUGCUAGAGGGAGAGGAGCAAAGACUCGAUUUGACUCCUACUCCGGCUUCACGUAAUGUGGUCCGCACCUCGAGCAGUGUCCCAACAUUCCGAGGAACGAAGCGCAAAUUGUCCGAAGCAGAGGUUGCCAGCUGCAGUUAUGAAACACGUGAACAUGUGUUCUCCAUAGGGAAAAUUAUCUUAGAAGAAAUUGAUAACGAAGGAAAAUUUGUCAAAUUAAAGAAUAUUUCUGAUGAGGAUCAGCCAUUAAGUGGAUGGGCAAUAAGGAGACAGUUUCAGGAUAUGACCCAACUUACGUACAGAUUUCCUGCACAUUUUACACUUAAACCUAAGCAAGCUGUAACUAUAUGGACUGCAAGUUCUGAUGUUGCCCAGUGUCCUUCAGUUGACCUGGUAUGGAGGGACCAGAAAUCCUGGGGAACAGGGGAUGAUAUACGGGUAGUUCUCCUCAAUGCUAAUGGAGAGGAGAUGGCUUCACGGACGGUUGUGCAAAUACCGGGAAUAUCGGAAAGUAAAUCUAGAGAUGAGGACUACGAAGAUGCCAGUCAGGACAGCAGGCGAAUUGAAUAUAGCCCAACGGGCCAUGCUGAGAAUGAAGAUCCAAGUUGCAGUAUAAUGUAACAGUGAAAACCUCCAUUGGUCACAACUGAAUCCUUCAGAUUAUUUCUGAUUAGUUUUUUUUGUACACUGUGACACAGUGUGUCCGUUUCAGAGGAAUAUUUGAUUUUUAAAAAGUGAUUGCUUAAUGGGAGCACCUCCAUUGAGUGAAGUAAUCUCAGCAUUGAAAUGUUUCUGUUAACCAAGUACUGUACAGAUAAUAAAACAUUGUCUCGGUACGUGGUAAGAACAUUUGGUAAGUGCAGUUGUAUUAAUUGUUAUUUACCAUCUGCAAAAUGUUAUGUAAAAAUCUGCUUAAACAAUUAUGUUUUCAGUUUGAGAAAUCUACUAAGUAUUCAUUUAUUCGAGGGGGGGCAACAGCAGUCCUUUUUGGAUACUGCUGACUGAAAAAUAAACAUUUUGCUUCACAUGUAAUGUAAUCUAACAUCAAAACAAUUACAUUCAGACUUGGAAUGGAGCCAACUCUCACUUUUUAACUUUAACUCUAACUGCUAUCUGUUUAAUAUAAACUAUUAUUGUUUCCAUUUUCAAUACAUGGGAAAUGGAUUCUUCCAAAUAACUGUCCCUUCAGAGAGAUGCUGCCUGUGAUGAGGACCUAUUACAGUCUCAUUGUAUGUUUUCAUCAAAUUGCUGCUGAGUUGUAAUAAUCGAGAAGUUUUUUUCACUUGUGUGGUUCAUUCAGACAGUUGUUUGAACAAAAAUGAUGCAUAAAUAUCAUGAAAUGUUCAUUGCUGCAAAUUGUGACGACUGACAUAAAAUUUGAAAUGAUCUUUUUAAAUGUGCUUCAUUUUAGGAGUGAUUUGGGUCUGUUUUAUUUGAGCAGUGUCCUUCUCUAACUUUCACCCUCACCCUUCCCACACACAAUUUCAAAUCUGUCACCAUUGUGUUUAAAUGUUGCAUUUCUUUGUUCCUUAAUUCCUGACAAAAUUUUUAGAUCUCUGAAUAUUCUCCCGGAAUUAGAUACUUAAUUUCACCCAGCUGUUAAACUUAUUUGCUUGUCUACUUGUUACUUACUACCUACAAACCCUCAAUUUUACUGUUUCUUUAACUCCAUUCUUUAUCUUGUCUAUCACCCUCCCCCUCUCAUCCUCCAGGAGGGGGGAGAAGUUGCACAAAUCCAGUUGUAGUACUGUUUAAACAGAUUUGUGAUUCAAAUAUCUUAUUUCUAUAUUCUUUAUCUAUGAGCAUUAGAUAAAUGAGGAUUUUACAGAGUAUUCAAAUUAUUUAUGAACCAAUAUUAACUUGGAAGGUUAAAAUUCACUUCUAUAAAUAAAUACCUUUUUAUGGUUA